UUGGCCUUUUCAGUUUUCACGACGCCUUUUCAUUUUAUUUUCAAUUUGUCCGUGUCGCUUCAAGUUUCAAGUUUCAACUAAACUCAUAUAUUAAUUGAUUUGUUUUAUAAUCUAUUCAAUAAUAUUUAUUGUGGUGUGUAGUUUUAAUUUAAAAUGGCUCAUAAUAAAGCGGACGACGUCGUUAUUCCUGAAACCAUAGUAGACAGAACUCAGAAGUACGAAUACCAGAUAUGCCCGGGGAAAGUUCUACGGAAAGGGAGAUUUCGCAAGAUUUUAUGAGAUAACAGAUGUGGCUACCGGUCGCACGUACUUCGAAGAUGAUGAAUUCGUCUACGUCGUAUUAGAAUUAUGCCAGAAAAGAUCUAUUAUGGAAUUACUUAAACGCCGAAAAGUUUUAACCGAACCUGAAACCAGAUACUACAUGUAUGAAACAGAUACUGGACGGUGUGCUGUAUUUGCACGAUAAUGGAAUUAUUCAUAGAGAUUUAAAUCCAAGUAAUUUAUUACUAAACGACGAAAUCGAAGUAAAAAUCGGCGGUUUUGGACUCGCCACGAAAAUCCAAUACGAAAAUCUUUAUUUCAUGGCGCCGGAAACCAUUAUUAAGAGAGAAGAAGAACACGAUUUUGAAGUUGAUGUUUGGUCGCUCGGUUGUAUUUUGUACACGUUACUCGUUGGCAAGUCUCCUUUCGAAACGAAUUCUUUCCGAGAAACCUGCGAACGUAUUAAACGCUGCGAUUACAAAAUUCCCACUGAAAUCAAAGCUCCUGCUGCCAAUCUAAUCAACUCCAUGUUAUUACCAGAUCCAAAGAAAAGACCCACAGUCGAUCAAAUAAUCAGAUCCGAUUUUUUCAACGGUUAUAUACCUUCCAAACUGCCGGUUUCGUGCUUAACUGAUGAGCCUAAACCCAAAUAUUUCGAUUAUAUGGCUUCUAGUGAAUCGGAUUCGAGUGGUUCUGAUUCUGCAGGUUCUGAUUCUGAACUCGAUUAUUCCCGUGAUAUGGCGGCUUUGGGAUAUUAUUCGAAGGGUGCUAAAGACACUGAAGACAGUUCAGAGUGAUUAUGGAAUCAACCAAUGGAACGGUACAGGUGAACUUCAACGAUCACACCAAGAUAAUCAUGUGUCCUCUCAUCCUCUGAUGGUAGCCGUCACCUACAUGUUUUUUUUUUCAUCGCUCUUUUAUAGUUUUAAAUCUCGGUGAAAAUUAAAAUGCGUUAUGGUUUUGUUU
Planococcus citri (citrus mealybug) is the source of this 1227-nucleotide messenger RNA. RefSeq names its product serine/threonine-protein kinase PLK1-like. The transcript has 9 exons. Bases 426 to 1058 code for a protein of 210 amino acids. The record is from RefSeq and is a predicted model, not a curated record. Gene Ontology annotation, cellular component: centrosome; kinetochore; cytoplasm. NCBI's taxonomy places the organism in Eukaryota, Metazoa, Arthropoda, Insecta, Hemiptera, Pseudococcidae. Gene Ontology annotation, molecular function: protein serine/threonine kinase activity; ATP binding. Gene Ontology annotation, biological process: protein phosphorylation; mitotic spindle organization.